Molecule: messenger RNA, 10448 nt
Organism: Saccostrea echinata
Lineage: Eukaryota; Metazoa; Mollusca; Bivalvia; Ostreida; Ostreidae
Exons: 62
Coding region: 1-10353 (3450 amino acids)
Molecular function (GO): protein binding
Source: RefSeq, a predicted model, not a curated record
AUGGAGGAACCAGAAGAGACCCCUCCAACAAAAGUUGAGACUGGGACUAGUCCCAUAAGACAAGAGGAGGAGGGUUCUACAAAAGUUGAAGCAGGGACCAACCCCCCAGACCAGGAACAGGAGGGACCAGCAAGAGUGGACACAGGGACUGACCCCCUUGAGCAAGUAGAGGAGGGUCCUUCCCAAUCAACCAUGGAGGAACAGGCUAGUAAGCCAACAGACCUCAGUCAGAGGGGCUCCCGGAAUCUGACACAGAUAGAUGGGGAGGAAGUGGAUACCAGUAAAAUGAAAUAUGUUGAGGGAGUUCAAUGUGCUAGGGUGGAUGUCAUGGAUACAGGGUUUGCAGUGCCAGAGGUCAUCAUUAUGGAAGGUCAAGGAGUUUUGUUUGAAAAGGGAGGCAGAAAGACCCUGGAGAUUGUUCAGGUGAUCCAUGAUGGUGACAACCUAAGACCUGUGAUUGGUGGAUUUGGUUCCAAAGAUGCCAAGGUCAAGGACAAAGAUGAUAACUAUAUACAACAAUUCAACUUAGAAGGAGAAUAUAAAUUUGCAGUGUCUAAGAUACGUUGUACACCUCUGACUGUGAUUGUAAGACGACGUCUGCCGUUGAGGGCAGGAGUGACAGACGAUGGUUUUAACCCCCAGAUCAUUGCUGUUGACCAGGGGGACACGGUUGAGUGGUCAUGGAAGGACUGUACUGUGCCCCACUCCGUACAGGAAGUGAAUUAUCUGUUUGACAAAGGAGUGUUUGUCAAAAGUCAGUGGGCAGAUGGGGCAAGUAAUGUUGUAAGAACAAUCACAGGACACUUCUCAAAAAAAUUUCCGCGUCCAGGAAUAUACUUUUUUCAGACAGAGAGUUCCGAGCUUCAUAAACAACAUUUCUGUGUUGUGAGAGUCCGGCAAAGCAUCAGGGAGUACAAAGUGGAGAUAUCAGACCGUGCCUACCACCCCCCUGUGUUACUGAUAGAGACAGGGGACAGAGUCUGGUGGUACUGGGACAAAUUCAAGUGCAAGAAACACCAUUGUGUAUAUCAGAUAGAGGCCCCGACCUUGAACCAGGAUGAUGAGGAACCAUAUCAACCGGUUCAGAAUGGCUUCAGGUGGAGUCAACCAAGUAAGCAGGGUCUGCUGUCUCAUGUGUUCACAGAACCUGGAGUGUUCUAUUACUCGGACCAAAACUUCCAGGAGGCAGCUGAGUACAUUGGUACUGUGAUAGUCAAACCUAAACCAAAGGAACACAGGGUAAUGAUCAAGGAGGACGGUUUUGAACCAGAUGUAGUACGAAUCAGAACAGGAGAGAGAAUCUGGUUCUGGUGGAACCCCAUUCUGUUUUCAAAGAAAAAUAUUCCAGUUUUACUGAGGGAGGUAGAAAAAUGUCUGAACCCAGCAACGAAGCGACCUUCCACACCAGAGGAUGAAUCUAAAUACCAGCACCCAGAUGAGGAGACUGUAAAACUGAUCACAGAUGUGGGAUUUGCAACAGUUUUUUAUUCCACAACUGGAGUGUACCAUUACAGGGUACGGAACUCGACUGUGUGUUCUGUGAUAGUCAGCCCAGGAGAAAAGAAUCACACAAUCCACCUGACAGACAGCGGUCCAGAACAGAAGGUCAUCAUGUCGGUCCGACCCAAUGACCGGGUCUGGUGGGUGUGGCAGAGCACCAAGAAGCAGCAUAAUGUCAUACAGGUGUCCCAUCAAGGUGAUCCCAUCCCUGGGGGAUUCUGCAGCGGUAUGCCUCGGGACUCACCCUCAGCUUUCGUACACACCUUCGAAUUUCCAGGAGUAUUUUACUAUAAAAGUCAAAGUUUACCAAAGAUAUUUGGAGCAGUGGUUGUGACCACACAGCCAGUGGUUCACGAGGUGGAAGUAGGACCCAUCAUACGUCCUGACCCCAUCUCUGUCAAAGUUCACGACAUUGUGUGCUGGAUCUUUAGCAAACCACAAAAAGAGAAUGUAGUCGAAAUCACCCAUCCUGACCAAGUUACAGAAGAUCUACAGUGUGAAGAAGUCAGUGCAAGGUCUUGUUUGAGCAAGGCUAUAGACAAAACAGGAGUGAUGCAUUUCUACAGCAAGUCCUUCAACAAACAAAAGAAAAAUGUCGAAAAUUACCUGGAGGAUGUGAGAUUUAGCAGUGUGAUCAGUGAUGAGCGCUAUGACAACACAGUCAUCAAAGUCGACCAGCAGGGAUUUCAUCCACAUUUUGUAUAUGUACAGAAGGGAGAAAGUGUCAGAUGGACCUGGAUCAACACGGAUGAGGAACACAAUAUCAUCCAUGUCACCUCUCCAGAUAGCAAGGACCGUUUUGGAAGAAUGAACCCUCAAGUUCCAAUCAAGGAAAAAAUUGUCACUGGAAUCCGAGGUUUUCGGAGCGGCAUGUUGGAGAAAAAUCGAGAGUUUUUACACACAUUUGAUAGGAUCGGACAGUAUUUUAUCAUGUCUGAGGGGGCGCCAGAUGAAAUCUGUACUGUUUUUGUGGUGGAUGCUGAUCAUGUAAAGGAACCUUCGGUAGCUCCAAACUCCUUGAAUGGAGGAACUGUUGAUCAAUUCAGCAAGAUAGAACUGGUCUGUGAAACACUCGGAUCCAAAAUUUUCUACACCACUGAUGGAUCCCCACCUGAACUUCACAUUGAAUCAGCAAAGCUAUACAACCCAGAGAAAGGUGUCAUUCUUAAGAAACAUGGACUGUGUUUUAUAAGAGCUAUGGCAGUAAAGGAAGGACUCCUCAAUAGUUCCAUUUUUACCUCUAAGCGAUACUGGGUUUUGGCCAAAGAGGGUACGGUGGAGGAAAGUUCCUCAGAAACAGAGACAUCUGGUGACCAGAAGGAGGAGAAGCGACAGACUCCGCAGAAAAAUGAUAAUUGGGACUGGUGGAGUUGUGCGCCGACCGUCAAAGCGUGCUUUACUGACCCCGGGGUCAUGGAGGUUUUCUGGGAGGAGCCUAAUGCUAUCCAGAAAAAACUCAUCAAAGGGUACCAGAUUUUCCUGAAUGGAGUGAGGUACUGUGAAAUGUUCCCUCCCAAUAAUAAUAGUCUUAACAUCACUGGACUGGCAGGAAAUCGGAUAUACGAGGUUUAUGUAGAGGUCUAUUCUCUGGAUAAAAAACUCAACCCUCAGACCUCAAACAAACUGACAAUGAAGGUGCCUCUGAUGACAAAGGAGGGUGGACCAGUAAUCUCCCUUGAGCGGGCUAACAAGCAGGAUGCCCUGGUUGUGGUAUGGAUGUCUAUCGACACCACUGAGUACCCCAUCAAGGGCUACCUCGUGUUCCUAAAUGAUCAGCAGUGUGGAGCUAUGCUUGUGCCUGAUCCAGACAAGAACCGAUGUAAGGUUUUCAUUGGUGGAUGUGAGCUGAAUAAGGAGCAUAGGAUCUAUGUUGUUGCUCUACCAAAAGACAAUGUUGAAGAUGGGCGUAUGUCCAAUGUGAUAGAGGUGGUCCUCCCACUGGAUACCUCACAGAUUGUACUUCCUGACGAGGACGAGAGACUGGACCAAGAGGAACUCUACCAGGAGUACAUCUCUAUACAGGAAGGAAGUGGAUAUCUGGCAGCCAUGGAUGCAAAACGUCAUCACAUUGAAACUAACAACGUACCACCUCUCACUACCAGCUACCAGUAUACAUCAAGUAAACAACCCACGGACAGAAGAUCGGGAGCACCGGCUGUGGUAGAAGUGGAAGAUCCCAGAUACAGAGAAUCCUCUGAUGAUCAGAGUAUGAUGACAGAUGACAACUAUGAGAAGGGAACACAAACACCAAGGGGCAAAUCUCGAGUGAAAAAUCUCAGAGAUAGCUAUGGCUCAGGUGACUUCUCAGAGGAGCGAGCUCAAUCUCGGCGAGCACAAAUUUCUGACUCGGAGAGUGAGACUGAGUCUGAGACUGGCUCAUCAGAAAGUGAAACUGAAAGUGAGACUGCCUCAGAAGGAACUAGAUUAUCUAACGAAGGAAGUGUUAUGGUGGUCAGCAUGAAGGAUGCAAAGUAUGCUCCAAAGGUCAUGAGAGAGGUCAAGCAACAGAGCAGACCCAGGAGCAGUUACAUUGCUAGAGAUGACAAAACUGACACUGGGACACAGUCGGACAUCACUCCGAGACCCCCUUCUGCUAGGCGGUAUCGAGAUACUCAUAGUGCUUGCUCAGACAUAAGUCCUCCUCGGUUAGCUCGAAGGGCACUCAUUGAAGUAGAGGAGACAGCCUCAAUUGAUUUGAAUGAAGACCACAUGAUGAAGAGUGUUGUUGUGUCCAAGGAAAGAGGAAGUAGACGCCGCCAAGUAGAGGAAGGGGAGCCUGUAUAUAACCCUGCCAAUGACGCACAAGUGGGUGUGCCUGCUCCAACUAUCAAAGUAUCCAGUAUGGGUAAAUCAGGGUUGAUUGUGGAGUGGUACAUUGACAAUCGUAUUGACUCAGAGUAUGAAGUCCAGCAGUAUAUCGUCAACAUUGUGGGCCGAGACUUCAGUGUCAAGGAUGUCAACAGUCAUAUCAGUUUUGAAUGUAACCUUGUGGAUAACAAAGGUCACAGUGUUAGAGGUACCCAGCAUUGCUGGACUCUGGAUGGAAACAAACGUAAAAUCAACAUCAGGGGUCUGUACCCUGACAACACGUACAGGGUGUUUGUGGUGGCAAAUUAUGGUUUCCGUGACGAUGAGGAGGAACAAAAGCCUAUAGAGGUCCAGGCUACAUCUCCUGUGAUUUACUACACCACAAUAGGACCCCCUCUCCCUCCAUUUGUCAGGGUUCUCAAUGUUGGAUUAUAUCAGACCACAGUUCAAUGGGAUCCUCCAAGACUACAGAGUGGGCUGGAGUUAUUGGGUUAUAAAAUCUAUGUAGAUAACAAGGUUCUACAAGGUCUUCAGAGAAAAGACACACGACAAUUGGUGAUUAAUGACCUGGUGCCAGGAAAAACAAUCGGUGUAUCGGUGGUAGCAGUCCUGAGACAAAGUGGUAUAGAGAGUGAACCCUCCCGACAGAUACACAUCACCUGUCCUAAGAGGCCUCCUCCCCCUCAUAUCAGCCAGCAGCCCCUCCACAAACACGGCAGUGUAUUAGUGGCCUGGGACAAGCCAGGAGGGGUCAGGAGAGCCGUGGCUCAGGAGGGAAUCACCAGCUACAGGAUAUAUGUCAAUGAUAAAUACUUUGGGAAGAUAGAUGCCUCCCCCAAAAUGGAUCGCCAAGGUUACCAGUAUGUGAUCACUGGCCUUAACCCUGAGGAAAGCUAUGAUGUCAAGGUCAAGAGUAUGGCUGGUCAGAAACAUGUCGAUCCCGACCAGAACCACAUUUUCUGUAUCAGUGAGAGUGCUUUCUCUAACACUAUCCCUGUCCAAGCUCCAGCGGCUCCUAAAUCUCCAGAGCUCAGGCUAGAGAGCAUGACCCCCCAGGGAAUCAGGGUCACAUGGCUAGCACCUCAGCAGUACGGGGAGGCAGAAAUUUCUGGUUACCGUCUGCUGAAGAAUGGUAAACUGUAUGGACACGUCAUGGGACCUGACGUUAACGCUGUAGAUAUUACUGGGAUCUCCCUCGGUGACAAGGUUGUCCUUCAGCUGGUGGCCUUGACAAAUCAUCCAGUAGGGAAACUUGAGCGAGCUCUUAUGGAGCUCGAGAGAGAUGAAUCAUCACCACAACAACAAGCACAACUCACUGGUAGUGAUCAGAAAGUGUUCACUCUGACAGAGGGAGUGAAAACCAAGGGCUGGACUAAAACCGAGUCUACUAACAAACUGGAGGAUAUGUUGCUUGGAGAGAAAUAUGCAGGUUGUCGUCCAGGCCCCAAACUGACCGUUCACUACACAGGCCUCGUCAGGGGUCCGGACGAUGUGUGGCUAGAGCAGGUGACUGGACACUCAGCACUUGUGGUCUGGAAAAAAGAGGACAAGCUACAUGGCCACUUUGUUCGUCCUGACCAUUAUGUAGUGACCUGGUGGUGUGGCGAUAAAAACGAUGUCCAGAGUGAAGAGACUAAAGAGGAUCAUAUUCUGAUCACUGGGCUCCAUCCAGCAACAACAUACACCAUAGUCGUUGAGGCGCGUCGUAUGGAGAAUUACAAGGUCGAAGGAGAAGAAAAUGACACCACCAACAAGUUUAUCCUAACCGCCCAAUCAGAACCUCUGACUCUGAGAACGGCCCGCCCACCUGACCCGCCCAGUAAUCUGUCGAUAGCUGCCUCAACAUGUAAUGCCCUCAGACUUGUCUGGGAUCCACCUGUAGAACAUGGAGUGGAAAUAAUAGCUAUCCGUAUUGAUGCCCAGUCUAUAAAUACCAGUGACCCUCAUCAUGUGUCAGUAGAAGUACGACCAGAUGAAUGCAAGGCCGACAUUGAAGGUCUGCGAGAAAAGACAGACUAUGUUCUACGAGUCACAGCAGUUACUGAUGAAUAUUUCGACAGACUUCCAGAGAGGCACAAGCUAAAGAAAGUCCGUUCCAUUCCCAGAGACAGAAUGGUUGCUGCUGAUGAUUCAAUAUGGCUGCCAAACACGUACACCAUGGCCAAAACUGCUGGCACAGAGCCCCCGGCUAAUCUGAAGAUUGUUGAGUCUUCAACUUCAGGACUUUCAGUGACCUGGCUUUUACCAAUUGUGUAUGGAUCUAAUAAGUUAAUUGGACAAGUUCUGAGAUGGUCUGAUGUGAAAAAUUCCAAGAAAGGUGAUAGUGAAUGGUAUGUGGCCAGCCAUAUCAACCUUGACCCUGCAGAUAAUAAUGUGACCAUUGAAGACCUGACCCCUGGGGCACAAUAUAAGAUUGUAGUAGAAGCAGUGGUCAGCAUCAAAACCUCCCUAGAAUCUGCUGAAAACGACAAAGAUAUACAACGAUACCGCAGAACUGCCAACGUGAUGUCAAAACCUUUGUUCACAAGAACCAGGGCUCCAACAGAGCCCCCCAGGGUGUACAUUACAGGUUACACCCAAACCACUGCCCAGCUGUAUUGGGAAAAACCGCCCCUGGUGUCGGUCAUUGGCAAGGAGAAUGAUGGACGACCUAAAUAUCUUAGGAGGUACUUAGAGGGGUAUAAACUGGAAAUUAAUGACAGGCUUCAUUCCUGUUUGGGACCCAAUGCCCAGAGUUGUCAGCUGACCAAGUGUAAACCAGGCAAAAAGUACCGAGUGGUGCUGGUGGCACUGACUUGUACUGACCAAGGAAAGAAAGACCGCAAGAAGAAGUACAAGGGAGUAUACAGAAAUGUCAGUCUCCAGACAGUAGACUACUCGGCUCUACUCCAGGAUGAGGAUAACCUUGACCCUUCACCUUCAGAACCUCUGGAAGUUGUCCUCCCCAGGGACCAAGAUGGUUACAUCAAGAGUUUAGAGUGCACAUUCAAGCAUGAUGAGGAUAGAGAUAACAGUACAUUUGGUGACAUUGAACUUCGCUGGGAAACACAAGGGGAGAGAAGUGAUGUCAUCACUCACGUCAAACAGUUUAACGUUAUCUGGUCCAACACUGAGGAGAGACAGGUCCAGACAAGAGUUGUCACUCCUGAUGCCAGGAAAACUCUGAUACCGGUCACAAGGUUAAAGGCGUCUUAUGAUAUCCAAGUGGAACCAGAUUACUUUACAGAUGCCCUGCACCAGGUUAACCAGAAAAUUCAGCUGGUUAUUCCUGGUCCCCCAGAUCCACCAGAAAUCUUCCUGAAGUCUGUUAGCCCAGAGGAGUUUGUCAUAGAAUGGGGAGAACCUAAGCUCUUUGGAGGGGUCAAAGUUCGAGGUUACCAGGUAUAUUUGAAUGACAAGAAAGUGGGAAAUGAACUUAGUAAUUCUCAUCGCAAGGCCGUAAUACCAUGCCGUCCAAAUAAGAACUACAAAGUACAGCUGGUGGCCUUGAGUGACAACUCAUUCUACAGCGACUCAUCCUUCUCUAACACGCUACUGGUCAGCACCUCCCCCCACUCCCCCCGCCUUCUGUCAGGGGAGGAUAUGGUCCGGGAGGAUCAGGACAUGAUUCCAGUCAAGGUCACUACGGUCACAGAAACCUCCAUACAAUUGGACUGGUCCAACUUCAUAGAGACAGAGGGGGUAACAGGAUAUAAAAUUCAGUGGAGCAGUGUGGCACAACCAGCACAAAGAGAGGUCAAACUAUCAGAUAAAGACAGUAGCUGUGUCAUCAACAACUGUCUACCUGGGACUACUCACUUUGUUCGACUGAUCGCUAUCGACGCUGACGGACAGAUUCUGGAGAAGUCCAAACAGUUGACCAUUCAGACUUCAGCUCCACCAGAUGCCCCCAUUCUGUCUGUCAGAGCUUGUAACUUCCGGUACAUAGCAGUACAGUGGGAGAAACCCAACACAUAUGGAGAUGCCUUAGUAACAGGCUACAAGGUGUACGUAAAUGGCAUUGUUGAGGCCAUAUUGAAUGCAGAACAGAUGAGCUUUACCUUCACACAUGGGAAAUGGUGCCAGGAAUACGCUUUCCAGGUGCAAGCCCUGACUUCUUUCGAAAAACUCCACAGCAAAGUUUCAGAACCUCUAGUGGUGGUUUGGCCAGGAUGUAAGGCCCCAGCACUGAAACGACUUGCCACCCACAGCAGUUCUUGUGUCAGAAUUGCUUGGGAUGAUCCUUACCUCACAGAAGGGGUCAAGGUCAAACAUUUCAGGGCUGUUUGUGUGGAACGUGACACAGAAAAGGAAGUGACACCCUCUAUUGGUCCAAUUCAUCCUAACACCAGAGAGGCAGAGUUCAAGAACCUUAAGCGAGGAUCAUACAGCAUCUUUUUAGAAGUACAUCUAUACAACACUGGUGAUGUGGUGUGCUCCGAGCCUCUACAUGUGGCCCCAGCUCCUGCCCCAGAUCCACCCCUGGUUACUGUUACAGUAGUUGGAUUGGAUGAACGUAGGGCUCUAGAGAGGCUGACGUGUGAUCUAGUCAACAAGAGGGAUAGGUUAAUAAGAAAAGUUGGUCAUAAACUAAAAGAAAUUGGUGCUUUAUCAAAUCCAUUGAGAGCAGAAAAGAAUAAGGGAGUGAUCGAGGGAGCCCACACAUUGUCCAGGAUAGAGGAAAUUCUGGAACACUGCUUCAGUGCCCUGGAACAUUAUACAGGGCAGCUGAUUGCCCAUGUCAGCUGGUCUUGUCCUCAGAGGCAGAGUGAGACCAGUGUGUCGGGAUUUAAAGUUCUGAUUGAUGGGAAACAGUAUGGAAAUACCAUGCAUGAAGGAGUUAAACAAGUUCGCAUCAAGCUUGGAACAGAGCAGCCAAUCUACAAACUGACUAUGGUUUCUGUGUCAGACAAACCGCAGGCCUCAAGUGCCGAAUCAAACGCUGUCGAUCUUCUGUCAGAGACCUUCAGGCCCUUCUCAUUCUACUGCUAUCACAGUAUUCAUAAUCAAAAUGCAAGGUGGCCAAACCAGGGAUGCUGCAAGUAUCAGGACUCUGUGAUGUAUGAGCGACAAUUAGCCAAAAAACUAGCCAAUCAGGGUCUCUUAAAACGCAAAGUCCCUCCCCCAGCCUGCAGCUUGCUGGACAUAUUCCAGGGUGACUACAAACCCUUCCUAGGGACUCACAACAAACAGUUCCCAACUGCCAUACUCUUCUGGACACCAUGGUGUCAUGGAUCUCAGAAAGUCAUGUCACAUUAUGCACGUUUUGCCCGCGAAGGAGCUUCUGAGUAUAACUUUAUUGCUGUAUCAUGUGGAGUGGAAGCUAACCAUGCCUCAGACAGAAAAUCCUUGAUCCACUCCAUUACAUCCAAUGGCUGGAGGGAACAAGGUGUUAUUUGGCAUUGUACAAGUCAGUGUGCAUCCCCUAUUGAUGAAGCUAGCAGUGUCUGGAAAAACAGCACUGCAGGAUCUGCUCCCAGGAAUGAUAUAGAGAAUGGAAAAAAGCACGUAGAUUUGACAGAAAUUCUGGGAAUAGCUGGUGUGCCUACUUUCCUGUUUAUUCAUGCAGAUGGGUACAUUGCCUGGCAUGGUCGAUACAGUGCCUAUGACUACGCAUCUUUUGCUGCCUUUAUGAGGCACACGUUCAGUGAGGUUCAAGGAGUGGGUUGUCCUGUAUUCCAGUGUGACUCUUGUAAAAAUGAUAUGACCAUUGAUGAUGAGUCUCUAGAGCCUGUGUUGCAAUUGGUAAGAGAGAGUUCCACUUCAGCUCUGUCAGCACCACGAUACAUAGAGGAACGUCGCCCUCACUCUCCCAAAAGGGCAGAUUCCCCCACAAAUGUUGACCCUCCCAUUGACAGAAUCUUCAUGAAGAAGCGUCCUCGCAGUCCAAAACGACACAAAAAGAUUUCCGUCAACCAGCGUCCAUUUUCUGCCUCCAGUGUCACCCAGGCACCUUCUCAUUAUGUCCAGUUGUUAAAAAGUCCUUAUAUGCAGAAGACAGUUCCCUCUCCGAAGGUUCUAAACAAGCUUUUACGUCCUCAGAGUGGAGGAGCAAGGCUUGGCUGAGGCUGUGGUCCUCAAAUCUGAGGAGUGAUUGGCUGAGAGGGUGGUCCUCAAUUCUGAGGAGUGAUAUGUUUAAGUUCUGAGGAACUGAUGUAAAA